AUCUGCUCCAUUCCACCUUAAGAGCAGCUUUAGCAGCCUGUCCUGUUUGUGUUGAAGCCAACAGGCACAAUAUAUUACAGUCUAGGGCUUGCUGCUGAAAAGCCUGCUGGAUCCUCCACUGACCUGCUCUUCUUUCCUGUUUUCCCCUUGUUCUUUUUUUUUUUUUACUUCCCAUCAUAUUUAAAAAAAACAAAGCUCACUCACUCUCUGUCCUCCUCAUCCCUCCUCUUCCAUUCUGCAGCAGCGUGUCACAGAGGAGGAAGCCCAAGCUAGAAGAGGGAGACCAUCCAUCUGUGUGUUUAUGUUUCUGUCAGUGGACGGCCGGGUGAAGAAGGGCCACCGAGAGACGUGAGGAACAAGAGGUGGGGGGAGACGACCACGAAAAAGAAGAGAAGGAGAGAGGAUGUAAUUGUCACGUUUGGAUCUUGACUGAUCGCAGCAGGAGGACGACUUGAUAAGAGGAGAGCGUGGAAACUAAGUCUUGUGUGUUCUCAUGACAGUGUUGGAUACGAGCGCAUUGGAUUGACUUUGCAAAAAGACGACAAAGAAGUGGACUUUGUGAACCAGUGGAGGGCAGAGGAGUGGAGGGCCAGGGGACUAACCUGGCCAUCAAACGGACUGGAAGCCUCUCCUCUCCUGGGAUCAUGUACCCUCAGGGCAGGCAUCCGGUCCCCUUGCAACCUGGCCAGUCUUUCAAGUUCACCGUCCUGGAAACUCUGGACCGCAUCAAGGAGGAAUUCCAGUUCCUCCAGGCCCAGUAUCACAGCCUCAAGCUGGAGUGUGAGAAGCUGGCCAGCGAGAAGACCGAGAUGCAGCGGCACUACAUCAUGUAUUACGAAAUGUCCUACGGGCUCAACAUUGAGAUGCACAAACAGGCGGAGAUUGUGAAGCGUCUCAGUGCCAUCUGCGCUCAGAUCAUCCCUUUCCUCUCUCAAGAGCACCAGCAACAGGUGGUGCAAGCAGUGGAGCGGGCCAAGCAGGUCACCAUGGCUGAACUCAACGCCAUCAUCGGGCAGCAGCAGCUCCAGCACCUGUCCCACCACGCCCCAGGUAUCCCCCUGACGCCGCACCCGUCCGGAUUGUCUCUAGGUGCGGGGGGCUCUGGGCUCCUGGCGCUGACGGGGGCCUUGGGGGUGUCCGCCCACCUCGCCGCCAAGGACGAGCGCAACCACCUUGACCCGGAACAUCUCCGAGAGGGAGCACCCAGCAGGAGUAAGUCGGCGUCGUCGACAGACAGUCAGCCCCCGGAGGAGCGUCAGGGGCCAUCGGGCGGUUACGCCUCCUCGCAGGGAGGGGCAGAGGCCAAGAGGAGACGCUGCGAGGACAAAGAGCCCCUCGCGCCGCACUCAUAUGACAGCGAUGGGGAUAAAAGUGAGGACAAUCUGGUGGUGGACGUGUCCAAUGAGGAGCCUAAUUCCCCAGUUGGCACUCCACCUCAUUCUCCCCGUGGGAACGGUUUGGACCGGGCCCCUGCCUUAAGGAAAGAGCUCCCGGGUUCCUCGGGCCCCGCAGAGCCACCCUCCACCCCCAACCCGUGCAGUCCCGCUCCGGGCAAGGCCAAGGAUCCCACACAGAUGGACAAGUCCCAGUCGCCCUUGUCCAAGUCCAGCACCCCGUCGCCGUCGCACCGCGAGGCCCUCACCCCGGGAGCGCCCGGUCCCAGCACUUCCUGCCUUCGCCUGGUUAGCAAAGCGGCGUCUGCUGCGGACCCCCUCGCACUCCGCAGCCCCAUGUCUGUGCCGGCCGGUUCGUACCCAGCUCACUUUGGCGUGGUGUCCCACGCAGGGCUCAACGGGGAGCUGGCCAGUCCCGGAGGAUUUGGCGGGGCUCUGACGCUCUCGCCCCAAAUCAGCGCAGCCGCUAGCGCCUACGCUCGAAGCCCCAUGGUGGCUUAUGACUCUCGAUCUCACCUGAGGGCCCCGGGCCUGUCGUCCUCUCUGCCUGGCUCAUCUGGCGGCAAGCCGGCUUAUUCGUUCCACGUGAGCGCAGACGGCCAGAUGCAGCCGGUGCCCUUUCCUCCCGACGCACUGCUGGGCCCGGGCAUCCCUCGCCACGCGCGGCAGAUCCACAGCCUGAGCCACGGCGAGGUGGUGUGCGCCGUCACCAUCAGCACCUCCACGCGCCACGUCUACACGGGGGGCAAAGGCUGCGUCAAGGUCUGGGACAUCAGCCAGCCGGGCAGCAAGAGUCCCAUGGCGCAGCUCGACUGCCUGAACCGCGAUAACUACAUCCGCUCUUGUAAGAUCCUACCCGACGGGCGCACGUUGAUCGUGGGCGGCGAGGCCAGCACGCUGUCCAUCUGGGACUUGGCCACGCCCACCCCUCGCAUCAAAGCCGAGCUGACGUCGUCAGCGCCGGCCUGCUACGCGCUGGCCAUCUCGCCCGACAACAAGGUGUGCUUCUCCUGCUGCAGCGACGGCAACAUCGUCGUCUGGGACCUGCACAACCAGACGCUCGUCAGACAGUUCCAGGGCCACACGGACGGAGCGAGCUGCAUCGACAUCUCCAAUGACGGCACCAAGCUGUGGACGGGAGGACUGGACAACACGGUGCGCUGCUGGGACCUGAGGGAGGGACGCCAGCUGCAGCAGCACGACUUCACCUCACAGAUCUUCUCGCUGGGUUACUGUCCGACGGGCGAGUGGCUGGCGGUGGGGAUGGAGAGCAGUAACGUGGAAGUCCUGCACGUGUCCAAGCCCGACAAGUACCAGUUGCACCUUCACGAGAGCUGCGUGCUCUCCCUCAAGUUCGCCUACUGCGGCAAAUGGUUUGUAAGCACCGGCAAAGACAACUUGCUGAAUGCGUGGAGGACCCCGUACGGAGCCAGCAUCUUUCAGUCCAAGGAGUCAUCGUCGGUAUUGAGCUGCGACGUGUCCCCGGACGACAAGUACAUCGUGACCGGCUCGGGGGACAAGAAGGCCACGGUGUACGAAGUAGUCUACUGAGAUUCUGGUUCCCCUUGACAACCGCUCGCUCAUCCCAUAAUACCGCGGAAGCCUCCCCCUUCCACCUUUACAGCAAGAAUGGGCAGUGGAGCAGACAAGAGAAGUCAGACAGAAAUCAAAAGGGAGAUGAGGCACUAUUUAUGGAUGAACCUAAGAUUCACUUGAGCGACUAACAGUAAACUGGUUCAGUGUCCAAAAAAUGUGAAUCUUAAAGUCAGCUUUGCCCAGCUGAUCACAUUUUCAUUUUACAGGCUGCCAUUUUGCUUUUUGUCCUGAGGCAAAAUUUGAAGUAUAAAUGAGCGUCUGCUACAUAACCACUCGUUUUUUGCCAUUCAUGAAAUGCAACAAACAGUUAAACACGCAAAUACAAAUUGAAAACACGCACAAAGAGCUGCUGUAGGCCACAACUCACAUCUAAAUAUUCACGUAGACCAAUUUGACCCAAUCAAACUUGUGAUGAUACUCAACUAGACACAUAUUCAACACAUAUACUACAGUACAAUAUGUAACAAAUAAACUUGAUUCCAUCUUUUUUUCCAAAAUUAAAUUCAGCUGAAGCGGUUAGUGCAUACUAGGUUCAUCCUGAAAUUCUACCCGAAAGCCGAGAGAGCGUGAGCGAGAGAGAAUGUAAAUGAAAAGGAGGCGGCUGCCUAAUGAGGGCUGUUUCCUGAUUAAGAGCUCAGCAGAGCAAGGGUAGCCCCUCACACCUCCCACCCCCAGAGGAGCACUGAUAGAGCGCACCGUCGUUUCAUUAGGCACGCGCACACACGCGCACACAAGGGAAGCUGUAAUGAGGCCCACGCCACGCCGCCGCACGCUCUGCCCGCCGAGAGGUGUCACAAGGCAUGGGAAGCUCCCACGUCACCCGGGGAGGGGGGUUGAGUGGGGGACAUGACUCCCCCCUCCUAUCAGAAAAGACACAGCCAAUUAAACAGCCUCCUUGCUUAUUAUCUCUGAUUUCCUUCUGACGACGUCUAAUGCGCGCCACUCUGUUCUCCUGUCAGCCAACAGAGGGCCCCACUAGUGUGCCCCCCCUCUCACACACACACACUCACACACUAAUGCGCCCCUCACAUUUCCCUUCAGAUAUUACGCAACAAGUUUUGCAUUCAUAUGAUUGCUGAUUUUGUACUUCUUUCAAGGCUAUUCUGUCCACUGUCCUUCAUUUUGAAUGCCUGUCUAUAGUAUUCAAGGUUGCCUGUAACAGAUGUGUCAAAUCUAAAUGUGACUUUUUUUUAAGCAAAGGUGAUAGGCAGCAUCAACAAAGCCACUUGCCCUUAAAGUACUUUUCAUUGUGUUAAUUUCUUUUCAUGAGAAUCUAGGAAGAUUUUGCACAAAAGCUGUGAUUUCUUCUCACAAUAAUGACUGGAAUUGGGCCAAAAUGUGAAAAAUAGAGAAGGCAGAACCGCUGUUGAUGCUACCAAGCACACCAAAGAGAAGAAAUACAGUUCAGACUGUAAAUUGUAAAGAUUCAGGUAUUUUCCGUGUAGGCAUAAGACUAAUCUAUGUUGGCUAAUCUAGGAAAACAAAGCAUUGCCUUUUUGUGCAAUGAUCUAUUAAAUUUUCAUGCGACAACGGUAGCAAUCAAUUGGGAACGCAGGCCUGUUGCACUGAUGAUCUUUUUUUUUUUUUAAUAGUUUUUAUUUUAGUUGGAAGUGUGGACCAUGUUGAUGCUUUUGCCUUUCUGCCUGUCAGCCACAACACUAAUUCUCUCCUUAUUACACACACGCAGCUGUAUGUAUGUAUGUACAGUAUAUGUAUGUUUGAUUACCAUGCAUUUGUUUGUUUUUUCUUGUUACAAUUCACAAGCUGCUGUACAGUUUGCUUUUCUUUAAAAGGCCGAGCAGGCUUUGUCCCACCGUGUUGUCUUUCCUCCCAUGUGCUGUAUAAACGAACUGAUGCUAAUGUAAAAAUGUGUGCAAAAUAAACAAUGUUCAUGUC
Messenger RNA from Syngnathus acus (greater pipefish), 4886 nucleotides. Its product is annotated as TLE family member 5-like. Gene Ontology annotation, molecular function: protein binding; transcription corepressor activity. Bases 645 to 2945 code for a protein of 766 amino acids. The record is from RefSeq and is a predicted model, not a curated record. The transcript is spliced from 20 exons. Gene Ontology annotation, cellular component: nucleus; transcription regulator complex. Lineage: Eukaryota; Metazoa; Chordata; Actinopteri; Syngnathiformes; Syngnathidae. Gene Ontology annotation, biological process: negative regulation of canonical Wnt signaling pathway; regulation of DNA-templated transcription.